CAUCUUAGUGAUCAAGAACGUUAUUCUGCCCUCACCCAACCCCACUCCCACCCCCAUCAGCUGACUCAGCGGAGCCAGGCACCAGGAGAGGGCCGCUAACUCAGGGCAGCCAAAUGAGGAAAACGCGUCUGCUUCUGGAUGGAACGUGCUGGAAGUUGGACAGGUUCACCCCUUAUUUACCACGCUUACAAAUCAGUUGGAGAAAUCCCAGAUUUGUGGCAAGACAGAGGGUUUGUAAACCAGGAAGAGAAGCGAGGGCUGCCAAGCACGGACCGGCUUCCAGGGGAUCAGCAGAGCUGCAGCUCCACGGACGAGAUGAGGUCAAUCGCUCCUUUCUCCAGGACACACCCAUUCACAAGCAGAAGCAGUGGUUUAAAGAGACCUUUGAUCACCUGUUUGCAAUUGCCAAUUCUGCAGAAGCUGAAGAUGCUGGUGUUCUCCUGGUGUCUGGUUGGCAGAUAUUUCGGAGCAUUCCUACUGAGGAAGUGCCAUUCUGGGCUGAUGUGGUGCUGGGAUUUCGAAAGAUGACUGAGGAUGAGCUGAAGAAAUUCCCCCAACAUGUGUUCGGUCAGGCUUUUACUACACUCAAAUGUGAAGGCCCUGCCUACCUCCCGUGGUUGGAGAAAAGGCUAAAAGGAAGCGGGGGCCUGAUACUCACCCGACGAAUAGAAGACCUGUGGGAGCUUCACCAGUCCUUCGACAUUGUGGUCAACUGUUCAGGCCUUGGAAGCAGGCAGCUUGCAGGAGACCUGAAGAUUUUCCCAGUGAGGGGUCAAGUGCUCAAAGUGCAGGCUCCCUGGGUGAAGCAUUUUAUCCGAGAUGGGAGUGGGCUGACAUACAUUUACCCAGGUAUAUCCAAUGUAACCCUGGGUGGAACUAGGCAAAAAGGAGACUGGAAUCUGUCCCCAGAUGCAGAAAUUAGCAAAGGGAUUCUUUCCCGAUGCUGUGCCCUCGAGCCCUCUCUCCAUGGAGCCUGUGACAUAAGGGAGAAGGUGGGCUUGAGGCCCUCCAGGCCAGGUGUGCGGCUGGAGAAAGAGCUCUUAGCCCAGGGCAGCCGGAGGCUGCCUGUGGUCCAUCACUAUGGCCAUGGUAGUGGGGGUAUAGCCAUGCACUGGGGCACUGCUCUGGAGGCCGCCAGGCUGGUGAGCGAGUGUGCCCAAGCCCUCAGGACCCCUGUUCCCAAAUCAAAGCUGUAGGCAUGAAAUGACAGCAAACGGCCCCAGAAACUAUUAAUCAAAAUAUAAUUUAAGUACCAGAAGAGAUUCAAAUAACUUUUCCAUUGAAUGAAAGUUUAAUUGGACAUGGCUUUGCUUUCAAAAUUAGAAAUGAUGCAAUAUGUAUCAGUAGACUUAAGAUUAGUACUAAUCUAACUUAGUACUAGACUUAAGUCUAGUACUAAUGACAUAGGGCAUAAAGCUCUAUUUUUGUUAAAAAAUACUUGCUAUAAAGUAAGAUUUCUUUUAGAUCUUGUGUCCAAGGAUCUAUGCCAAUUCACAUGGUUGCAGGGAUUUUUUUUGGCUCAUAAAUCCACAGGAGGAGUUAAUGUAUGGAAAACACUUAACUCACUGUCGGUUGCAGAGCUGCCCAUGAUGCUCAUAGGUUGCAGUCAAGUGAACACUAUAAUCCUUUAAAAUUACACAGUGAUAUACAAUUCAGGCUUAUUCCAUUUAGUGGAAGACAAAGCAUGAUUCCUGCUAGUGCUAGUGGCAACCUCUACUUCCUCCCAGCUGGUACUGAUGGUAGAACGUAGGGAUGAUGUUGCCUACAGGUGUGGCGUUAACUCAAUUGCGGUCUCGGGUCAAUCACCUAAGGGGUGUACUUUCCACUACCACAAAUGAUUGAGAGCUGGUUUGUUGGAUGAUUGACUUUGCCUGAGCAUUUUUGAAGAUUGAAUAGUAUGUGCAGCCAAAGGACUAAUUUGCUAAUUAAAAUGGAACAAUCACUCUGAAUAAAAUAUAAACAAAGUUUUCUGCAAGUUGUUAAAAGGUACUGGGGAGGAGUGGAAAUGUAUCUAAUGAUAAAAUGAGUUUGGGAAUUGCUGAAUUAAUAAAUCUAAUCUGGAUUCUUGA
Messenger RNA from Delphinapterus leucas (beluga whale), 2069 nucleotides. The record is from RefSeq and is a predicted model, not a curated record. Lineage: Eukaryota; Metazoa; Chordata; Mammalia; Artiodactyla; Monodontidae.